AUAAUGAUCACAUCGACUUCAAAAUCUCGGGAGAUCGCUGGUGUACCAACAGAUGUCAUCCUGCAACCAUUCGCUGAUCGCAUUCUCGUGCUUAUCACGCAAUUGGGGAAAGUUGGCAAUCUCAUACAAGCUACGAUACCGGCCACAACCGCACUCCAGCCCGCUCCGUCGUCGGACGAUACUCUUUCGGCCAGCGCUGCGUUACCUCCACCGCCGCCUACCAUCCAGCUUACUCCGUUGCUGGGGGCUGCACCGUCGGAACACAUCCGCACACUUCACUCUCUGUAUGCAUCACAAGCUGCUACGAUCAUCUGGUUUUCCGAGAAUAAAGAAGUGCUCGGCGAAGUGCCUCGGAGGGGCGUGAUUGUUGGUGUCGCCCUCAAGAAGCUUGGCGGGGAUGAGAUCUUGGGGACAUCCAUAUCUGAUACCGAAAGGGAAACGUUCAUGGGUGUAAUGACCUUGCUCGGCGAAAUGACGCAAGGACGCGAAUGA
Punctularia strigosozonata HHB-11173 SS5 is the source of this 492-nucleotide messenger RNA. RefSeq lists its product as uncharacterized. Gene Ontology annotation, biological process: proteasome assembly. The record is from RefSeq and is a predicted model, not a curated record. NCBI's taxonomy places the organism in Eukaryota, Fungi, Basidiomycota, Agaricomycetes, Corticiales, Punctulariaceae. The coding region runs from base 4 to 492 and encodes 162 amino acids. The transcript is spliced from 2 exons.